AUGUCUACCUUUCGUCAAUACAUUUUCUUGUUCAAGAAGACGGGCCACACUCACGCUCGCUGUGCAAGCAAGUCGUCGCUUGUCUUGUUAUGCCUCAUGCUACCCGCAACCUUGACGAGACUUCUCGUCCCUCUUCUGGGCUGGUUCUCAACCCGUGAACAUGAUACACCUAGCACGACCCUGACGACCCUGACGAACCACGACUUAACUGCACCGGAACCGGUGGUGAUAACUGCGACGCCUCAACAGCAACAACCCAAACUGCAAUUCGAGCUUCGACACCUUCAUGCCGUUUCGCCUGAGGCUAAAGUGCUGUUCCAUGAUGUGCGGAGAGAGGAAUUAGAGGCGGAGGAAGAGGAAGAGGAGGUGGUUGAAGGACAGAGUUUUGAUAAUGAUGGUGAUAGGAGUGGGACAACGGCGACGACGAGACGAAGAAGGGCGAAGCGAACUCCGUAUAUGAUAUCGACGAAGCCAGUCCGGCGGUAUCGCCCGUCCUCGUUCGAAGCAUUCUCAGCUGCUCGGGAGAGUAUACGCCUGCAAUCCCAAUCCCGCAUUACCGGCUUGCGCUCAGCGGAAAACUCUGGAGCAGUGGAACCGCUUAACUGGGAGGUGGAAGAUGUGGAAGGACCGGACGUGGAGAAGCGGGAGACCUUACUAUUGCUGGCCAAGAUGGCGAACGAUGCGUACGUGGAUCCGAAGGACCCGGCUUGGUACCCUCUAGAUGAAGGCUGGAAUACUUCCUACCCCUUCGGCUGGGAACCAGACCAAGACGGAUUCCGCGGCCACGUCUUCGCAAACGAAGACAACUCGACCGUCGUCGUCUCAAUCAAGGGCACCUCUGCUGGCCUUUUCGGCGGCGGAGGCCCCACGUCCAAGAAGGACAAGCUCAACGAUAACUUGCUGUUUAGCUGUUGUUGUGCGAGGAUCGAUUGGACGUGGACGACAGUAUGCGGAUGUUACAGGGGCUCCGGGAAGUGCGACCAGAACUGCUUGGAGGCGUCGUUGAUUGAAGAGUCGUUGUUUUACCCUAUUGGGACUAAUCUGUACAACAAUUUGACUUAUAUGUAUCCCGAAUCCAAUAUUUGGAUUAUCGGGCACUCACUCGGCGGUGCACUCGCCAGUCUUCUUGGUGUAACAUUUGGAAUGCCUGUUGUAUCAUUCGAAGCCCCAGGAGAGAAGCUAGCUUCCCAGAGACUCCACCUGCCUCAACCACCUGAACUUCAGCAUAUCACACACGUUUACCACACUGCCGAUCCGAUAGCAAUGGGGACUUGCAAUGGCGUCCUAUCGUCCUGCUUCUUAGGCGGCUACGCAAUGGAAACUGGAUGCCACCUUGGAAAGACCAUCGUCUACGAUACGGUUACAUCGGCUGGAUGGACAGUAGACAUCCGGACACACGGCAUCGUGACCAUCAUUGAGAAAUUGCUGUCGGAACCUUGGCCGCCAAGUGUCGAGCAAGGACGUGAAGUUCCGGAGGCGAAACCUCAGGAUGACUGUGUGGAUUGCUACAGCUGGGAAUUCGGUGACUUUCCCCAGUCGAAGAAGAGACUAUGCGGAUCCUGA
Messenger RNA from Coprinopsis cinerea okayama7#130, 1563 nucleotides. RefSeq names its product lipase. Lineage: Eukaryota; Fungi; Basidiomycota; Agaricomycetes; Agaricales; Psathyrellaceae. The record is from RefSeq and is a predicted model, not a curated record. The coding region runs from base 1 to 1563 and encodes 520 amino acids. Gene Ontology annotation, molecular function: glycerophospholipase activity. Gene Ontology annotation, biological process: multivesicular body membrane disassembly; neutral lipid catabolic process; piecemeal microautophagy of the nucleus. The transcript is spliced from 7 exons.